AUGAUUGAUGCAAUUGAACAAGGGAUGGAUGAAAUUUUACAAGAGGCUAGCUUUCAAACCAAAUCACAGUCAAGUGUUGCAACACAAUCCGAUAAUGGGGUCGUGAAUGAUUUCAUUGCUGAUCACCCAUCUGAUGAGGAUGUUGGUUUGGAUGGUGAUGUUCUUGAUGGUGGUGAGGAUGUUGUUCAUCAUAGUGGUGACGGUGUUGUUAAUGAUCCUGAUGGUGAUGGAGCUGUUAAUAAUCCUGAAGGAGAUGGUGAUGACCAACAACAUGUUCUUGAAAAUGAAGGAAAUUUAGGUGAUAAUGAAGGACAUGAGGAUGUCCCAUUGGUUACGAGAAUAAGGAAACCAUCUGAGAGGAUACUCUUGCAGAAGUUAAAAAAGGGUGUGUAUGACAAAGACGAUGGUGGUUCUUCAUCUGCAAGCGGUGGUUCUUCAUCUGCAAAUCUAGUCACUUUGGAGUAG
Messenger RNA from Lactuca virosa, 465 nucleotides. NCBI's taxonomy places the organism in Eukaryota, Viridiplantae, Streptophyta, Magnoliopsida, Asterales, Asteraceae. The record is from the annotation of a GenBank genome assembly.